Messenger RNA from Talaromyces rugulosus, 1218 nucleotides. RefSeq lists its product as uncharacterized. The transcript is spliced from 2 exons. The record is from RefSeq and is a predicted model, not a curated record. NCBI's taxonomy places the organism in Eukaryota, Fungi, Ascomycota, Eurotiomycetes, Eurotiales, Trichocomaceae. The coding region runs from base 1 to 1218 and encodes 405 amino acids. Gene Ontology annotation, molecular function: 6-phosphogluconolactonase activity; protein binding.
AUGCACGUCCUCUCUCGUCUCGCCGCCGCUCUCCCCUUGGUCACAACCACCAUCUGGGCCCUUCCAACAACAAACACCUCUACCCCAUCAACCCUGUACGUGUCACACUACGACGGCCAUGUCUACACACUCUCCCUCGACACCGCAGCCCGCAAGCUGACACUCGCAAACUCGCUGCAAGCCUGCGGCGAAAUGCCCAGUUGGGUGACCUUUGACGCCGGCAGCAGCACACUCUACUGCGUCGACGAGUCUGGCAGUAGCGCAAACUCUGGAAAUGGCACGCUGUCUAGUUUUGCUGUUGCGGCCAAUGGCUCGUUGAGCCAGACUGCCAAAGCGACUACGUUGCCUGGUGGUGUGGCCAGUGUGAUUUAUGAGGAUAAUGAUGGGAGGGAGUAUUUGGCUAUUGCGCAUUACGAGGGAUCCGCCGUGUCCAACUUCAAACUGCCCAUCACCGAUGACUCGACUGCGCUGCAGACAUUUGAAUUCACACUGCCCGGUCCCCCCACCGACCCUUCGCGCCAGGACGCGCCUCACCCUCACGAGACCUUUCUCGAUCCCACGGGUGCAUACGUGCUCUCGCCGGAUCUGGGAUCUGACCUAAUCCACAUCUUUGCCAUUGACAAAGCCAGCGGAGAACUCAACCAAUGCGAUGCCUUUGCCGUCAAGGGCGGUAAUGGGCCGCGACACGGCGCGUGGUGGGCCAAAACUGAUGGUGAUGACAGCAGCAAUAAUGUCUAUGCGCUCUAUAUUUCCAAUGAGCUGGCCAAUACGGUUAGUAUCUACAAUGCCUCGUACAAGGACAACUGUCUUGUUCUCAAAGAGAGUGACGAGAUUGUGCCGUACCCCAAGGAAGUCCCGAGCACAGCGAAUGUCGCCGAAGUGCGUAUUGCUGGGGACAGGGAUGUUUAUGUCUCGAUGCGCAAUGACCAGGCGUUUCCUCCCAAUGACUCGAUGGCGUUGCUCCAGGCGUCGGUUGAUGACAGUGCGUUGACUUAUACAAACCUGACCACCUCGUACGGCAAGACUCCGCGCACGUUUGUCAUCAACAAUGCCGGCACGCUGCUCGCCAUUGGCAACCAGGCCUCGUCCGACGUCGCCAUUGUCGAGCGCGACCCCAAAACCGGUGCCCUCGGCGAGCUUGUGGCCCAGCUUCAAGUCGGUGCCCAGGGAACCCCCGGUCAGGCGGAUGGCUUGAGCAGCGUCAUCUGGGCUGAGUAA